Messenger RNA from Nylanderia fulva, 1457 nucleotides. Its product is annotated as aquaporin AQPAn.G. Lineage: Eukaryota; Metazoa; Arthropoda; Insecta; Hymenoptera; Formicidae. The record is from RefSeq and is a predicted model, not a curated record. Gene Ontology annotation, cellular component: plasma membrane. Gene Ontology annotation, biological process: transmembrane transport. Gene Ontology annotation, molecular function: channel activity.
AGCCGGUAGAGUACCAGAACAGAUACCUACCUACGUGAGACCCGACCGGCCUGAGAGCUUUACUUGCGACAGUUGUCGUUCGGUCGCUCUCAAGGAGUCAUCUCGGCCUCAUCGUAAAUCAGCUCUGCUUCAAAGGCUCUUGGAAAAAUUCGACAGAAUCUCAAAUAACUCUCGAAUAAUACCCGCAAUUAACAAAUUUUCGAGGAUUUAUCAAAGGACCAUUCAACGAUUCUGGACGAACUCUCAAGAACUCGCGAGCAGCUUUUGGCAGAACUAGAAAGGAUUUAGUAUAUCAACGUCAGAGUUACGAGAUUUAGGAUGGUGAAUCUAAAAAACGCCCUGGGCGCUGAUGAACUUACCGACAAGAAGGCUGGUCUCCCUCGAGGUCUUUUGGCAGAAUUUCUCGGCACCCUGUUGCUCAACUUUUUCGGCUGCGGUGCCGUGGUAACUGACAAUGUUGUCGCCAUCGGUCUGGCCUUCGGUCUGGUAGUGGCAAGCGCAAUUCAGGGGAUAGGUCACGUUUCUGGCGGUCACGUCAACCCGGCGGUCACGUGUGGUCUUAUCAUCAUUGGCAAGGUGCCAAUCAUCAGAGGCAUCUUAUAUAUCGUUGCACAAUGUGCGGGUGCCAUCGCUGGCUCGGCGAUUCUGCGGGCUCUUUCGGCGGAUUCGAUGGAAAGUUCUCUAGGUGUAGUAAAGCUCUCUCACGGGAUCACCCCGGUCCAAGGACUCGGCGUGGAGUUCUUCCUCGCGUUGAUCUUGGUUCUGGUGAUUUGCGGUGCGUGCGACGCCGCAAAACCAGACAGCAAAGGCAUCGCACCACUUUUAAUCGGCCUGGUAGUCACCGUCGGUCAUAUUGUCGGCAUACCGCGAACAGGCGCCGGGAUGAAUCCGGCGCGUUCACUGGGAAGCGCCGUGGUCAUGGGUGCUUUUCAUGAUCACUGGGUUUACUGGGUAGGCCCAAUUAUGGGUGGCAUCGCCGGCGCGUUAAUUUAUGUGCAUGCAGUUGGGCCCGCCAAGGAACCGGAAGCUCCCACCAGGACUUAUGCCUCCGUUGCCAACGAGGAGAAAGAGUUGCAGAAUCUUACCGCCAGGAAAAACGUGAAUCCCGCUUGAUGCUCUAAUCUCAACUUUAACAGUCUUGUCAGUUCGUCAAUUGUCUUAUCGAUAACGUGAUAAGAAUUAUUAGUCAGCUUUUAUUGUAAAUAUCACGAAGCGCAAAUUGCAAAACCAUUUUAAAAUUGUAAAAUUAAAUUGUAUUAUUUUUAAAAGAAUAUUGAGAAUGUCGAUUCCUAUAAAUAAUCGCUGAAGACAAUCUAGAAAUGCAAUUUUAUUGCAACCACAAUUAAUCUUGAAAUAAAAAGUACAAUUUCUUUUAUACAAUUUUCACAUUUUGUUGUCUAUAUUAACAAUUCUAUUUAAAUUAUAAAGCAUUAAUUUAAUUUCAAUUAAAAAAACAA